UACUUCACAACAGAAUGCCCUUAUGCUCGUUAACCUUUAACGAUAGUAUAACAUCGUUGGUUUCCGCAAAGCGCCGUUAUAUGAAAAGCAUGCAGAAUGGAUGAAAUAAAUGCUCUAAGCUGCGUGGGACACGAUGAUAUUGUUUCCCUACGAAUACUUUGCACAAUGGCUCGAGAUGACAAACAUAGUCUUGAGGAAGUAGACAUGUAUGGGAACACUGCUUUAUUGAAAGCCUGCUAUUUGGGCCGAUAUGAGUGCGCUCGAACGCUUCUAGAUUUUGGAGGAAAUAUCUAUGCCAUUAACUACUUUGGACAAAAUGCCCUAACCUUAGCAAGCUAUGCUGGUCAUUUGCCUCUAGUUAAGGAGCUUUUACGUCGAAGAUCUUACAAUGAUUUCAAUCUUUCCUCAAUGAUCCCGGCUGUCUGCGUGGCCAUCAUGCAAAACCAUUCCGCCCUGGAGGCAUAUUUUACUCAGUUGGAUCCGAAAAACUUAAAAGAAAUUCAAACAGUUCAUGGUCUAGGAGUUAAAGAUCUACGCCGAAUGAUGAAACAAGCAGCACGUUUGAAUAGGAAGAACGUUGCACCGCCCUGUACUUUUAUUGAUAAUUAUCUGCGUUAAUAUUUUGUGACGUCAUUAUUUUGCAAUUUAUAAAUUUAGUUUAAAAUAUAAAUUAUUGUCCUUAGUGUGA
This is a messenger RNA of Drosophila ficusphila, 688 nucleotides long. RefSeq names its product DNA replication inhibitor plutonium. The record is from RefSeq and is a predicted model, not a curated record. The coding region runs from base 97 to 618 and encodes 173 amino acids. The transcript has 3 exons. NCBI's taxonomy places the organism in Eukaryota, Metazoa, Arthropoda, Insecta, Diptera, Drosophilidae. Gene Ontology annotation, molecular function: protein binding.